Siniperca chuatsi (mandarin fish) is the source of this 5015-nucleotide messenger RNA. Its product is annotated as NACHT, LRR and PYD domains-containing protein 3-like. The transcript is spliced from 13 exons. The record is from RefSeq and is a predicted model, not a curated record. Bases 396 to 3902 code for a protein of 1168 amino acids. Gene Ontology annotation, molecular function: protein binding. Lineage: Eukaryota; Metazoa; Chordata; Actinopteri; Centrarchiformes; Sinipercidae.
AAAAAAGAUUAAGUAAAGUACAGGUACAUCAAAGUUGUGCUCAAGUAGGCCUACAGUAACCUACUUGAGUAUAUGUACUUAGUUGCAUUGUGACAGUGAGAUAAGGUCUCUAACGUUAUGUAACUUUUAUUUAACGCUCUUCAUUUACCGUAAAGAUCAGAAUACGGGGCUGACCGCGGAAAUACGGAAAUACAUCUUGAAAGGCGUCAGACAGCGUUACUAUUGCAGCAUUUCAUUUUACUGUAAAUGUGUCUGAGCCAGGUGUUACGCCAUACACGGUCGGAGGAACUUAACGGUGAUUAAAGUUGGCUACGCAUGUAGAUCCGACCGUGUAGAUAGGCCUAAUGGAUGGACUUGUAAACGUUUAGCCUACUCACUACUAAAGUCUUUGGCGAAUGAGACCAAAGAUGAGUGUUUGUGGGAAGGACGAGGAGGGCAGAGCGGAGUCUCCAGUAUCCAGCUGUCUGUCUGUGAAGAGUGACCAGUCCAAAGACAUUCCUCUUGCCUUCAGUAAUAAACCUGGACCAUUCGACACCAAACCAAAGAUGAGUGUUUGUGGGAAGGACGAGGAGGGCAGAGCGGAGUCUGCAGUAUCCAGCUGUCUGUCUGUGAAGAGUGACCAGUCCAAAGACAUUCCUCUUGCCUUCAGUAAUAAACCUGGACCAUUCGACACCAAACCAAAGAUGAGUGUUUGUGGGAAGGACGAGGAGGGCAGAGCGGAGUCUGCAGUAUCCAGCUGUCUGUCUGUGAAGAGUGACCAGUCCAAAGACAUUCCUCUUGCCUUCAGUAAUAAACCUGGACCAUUCGACACCAAAAAGAGGAAAAGGACUAGUGGUGUUAUCAAGGACCAGCUAUCAUGCUGUGCUUUGUGCCUGAAGGAUCCAGGGUCUACCAGAGUUCCUGGAGAGCAAUGCAUUGCCUUGUACUGGGAAGAAUGUAAAUCAACAGGAGAUUUCUCAGGUCCCCAAUGUGGAAAACGAUCCAGAAAAAGUCCUGAAUUGCAGACACCUAGUCAAAACAGUACUGAACCAAUUACUGGCAGUCUGCAGGAGGUUUUAAACAAUCAUAGGAUCAGCCUCAGAAGAAGAUGUGAAUUUGCAAUAGAAGGAACUGCUGAAGCAGGACCUCGAACCCACCUGAAUAGGAUCUACACUGAGCUCUACAUCACUGAAGGACAGUGUGAAGGAGUUAAUGUCCAACAUGAAGUGUGGCAGCUCGAGACAAUAUCGAAAAUGGAGACCAUGCAUGACACUCCAAUCAAAUGCCAUGACAUAUUUAAGGUCUUACCUGGCCAAAAGAGAUUCAUCAGAGUGGUUCUGACGAAUGGCAUCGCUGGCAUCGGAAAAACCUUCUCAGUGCAGAAGUUUACUCUUGACUGGGCAGAGGGCCUGGAAAAUCAAGAUGUUAGCCUUGUGAUUCUGCUUUCGUUUCGGGAGCUGAACUUGAUUAAAGAGGAACAGUACAGUCUUCUUAGGCUGCUUCAUGAUUUUGAUCCAACACUACACAUGGUGACAGCCGAAAGGCUUGCUCUCUGUAAAGUUUUGUUAAUCUUUGACGGCCUGGACGAAAGCAGACUUUUGUUGGAUUUCCAGAACAAUGAGGUUGUGUCUGAUGUCACACAGAGAUCAUCAGUCAACUUGCUGUUGACAAACCUCAUUCAGGGGAAUCUGCUUCCCUCAGCUCUUCUUUGGAUAACAUCAAGACCUGCAGCAGCCAAUCAGAUCCCUCCUUCAUAUGUUGAUAGGAUAACAGAAGUACGAGGAUUCACUGACCCUCAGAAGGAGGAGUACUUCAGGAGGAGAUUCAGUGAUGAAUCAAUGUCCAAGAGAAUCAUCUCACACAUCAAGGCAUCCAGGAGCCUCUACAUUAUGUGUCACAUCCCAGUUUUCUGUUGGAUCACUGCUACAGUUCUGGAGCACAUGUUGACCACAGACCAAAAAGAGCUUCCCAAGACUCUGACUGAGAUGUACUCACACUUUCUGCUGGCUCAGUCCAAGAGGAAGACACAGAAGUAUGAUAAGGGGCAUGAUAUGAUCCAACAGGAGCUGAUGCAGACUGACAGGGAAGUCCUUCUAAAGUUGGGGAGACUUGCGUUCAAACAUCUGGAUAAAGGGAACAUCAUGUUCUACCAAGAAGACUUGGAGCGAUGCGGUCUUGAUGUCAGAGAAGCCUUAGUUUUCUCAGGACUGUGCACAGAGAUCUUCAAAAGAGAGUGUGUACUCUUUCAGAAAAUGAUUUACUGCUUUGUUCAUUUAAGUAUUCAGGAGUUUCUCGCUGCUGUCUACAUGGUCCACUGUUACCUGAACAAGAACAUAGAAGUACUGGCAACUUUCUUGGGAGAAAACUGGGAUAGAAAUAGCAGUGACCAAGGUCUGGAUAACUUCCUCAGUCUUGUUGUGGAGAAAUCCCUAAACAGUGGAAAUGGACACUUGGACCUCUUUGUUCGCUUCCUUCAUGGCCUGUUAUUGGAGUCCAACCAUCAUCUCUUAGGAGGUCUUCUGGGCUGGACAGCGUGCAGUCCAGAAAGCAUCCAGAGAGCAAUAAACAACCUCAAGAAGAUGAAUGCUUAUGACAUCUCUCCUGACAGAAGCAUCAACGUCUUCCACUGUUUGAUGGAGAUGAAUGACCACUCAGUGCAUCAGGAGAUCCAAGAGUACCUCCAGUCAGACAACAGAUCAGUGAAGAAACUCACCAAGACCCAGUGCUCUGCUCUUGCCUACAUGUUGCAGAUGUCAGAAGAGGUUCUAGAGGUGUUGGACCUGAAGAAGUACAAUGCAUCAGGUGAUGGAAGACGGAGAUUGCUCCCAGCUGUGAGAAACUGCAGAAACGCUCGACUUUCUGCCUGUGGACUGUCUGAGGGGCAUUGUGAAGUUCUGUCUUCAGCUCUGAUGUCCAACCCUUCCCAUCUGCUAGAGUUGGACCUGAGUGAUAAUGACUAUCUACUGGAUUCUGGAGUGAAGCUGCUAUCUGUCGGACUGGAGAGUCCAAACUGCAGACUGAAGAUACUAAGAUUGAAGAGCUGCAGUUUGUCAGAGAGUUGUUGUUAUUCUCUGGCAUCAGCGCUGAAAUUCACCUCUUCCCAUCUGAGAGAGCUAGAUCUAAGUAACAACAACUAUCUUAAGGAUUCAGGAGUGAAGCUGCUGUCUACUGGACUGGAGAGUCCAAACUGUAGACUGGAGAUUCUGAGAUUAAGUUGCUGCAGGCUGUCAGAGAGCUGCUGUGCUCAUCUAGCCUCAGCCAUGAAGUCCAACCCUUCCCAUAUGAGAGAGCUAGACCUGAGUAAAAACAAACUGAAGGAUUUAGGAGUAAAUCUGCUGUCUACUGCACUGGAGAGUCCCCAAUGUAGACUGAAGUAUCUGAGGCUUGAUAGAUGUGGGCUUACGGAGAACUGCUGUACUUCUUUGGCCUCAGCUCUCAAGUCCAACUCGUCUAGCCUGCAAGAGUUGGAACUGAGUAAUAACGAUCUGCAGGAUUCAGGAGUGAAGCUGCUGUGUGCAGGAUUGGAGAGUCCACAUUGUAUACUGGAAGCUUUGAGAUUGAGGUGCUGCUGGUUGUCAGAGAGUUGCUGUGCUUCUCUGGCUCCAGCUUUAAUGUCCAUCACCUCCAGUCUGAGAGAGCUUGACCUAAGUGAAAAUGAUCUACAGGAUUCAGGAGUGAAGCUGCUGUCUGCUGGAUUGGAGAGUCCACAUUGUAGACUAGAGACUCUGAGGUUGAAACGCUGUCGGGUCACGGAUGAAGACUGUACUUUUCUGGCAUCAGCUCUGAAGUCCAACCCAUCCUGUCUGCGAGAGCUGGACCUGAGUAAAAACAGCCUGCAAGUAUCAGGAGUGAAGCUGCUGUCUGAUGUCCUGGAGAGUCCACACUGUAGACUGGAGACUCUCAGAAUAGAAGAAAUGGAGUAAACCCAGAGUGCGUCCAUCUGAAUAAAAUGCAUCUCAUCACCAUGACGUGUUGCUGACUCUGGGGCUGCUAUGAUGAACACAUCACUGCAACACUACAGUUAUGUCUUAAUACAAUCAGAGAUAGGACAGAGCUCCUACCAUGAAAGUUAUUUCUAUUUACACAUUUGUUAUGAAUUAAUCAGUAAUUUUUUUCCAAAUGUUUCUUCAUCAACCAGAAGACAAUGUUGAUUUUGAACUGACUGCCCUACCAACGUCUUUGUAGGUUAUGGAUGCAACUAUGGUUGCCAACAAAACAACUCUUAACGUCAACGAAAAGAUAAUUUUUUGUAAGGUACAGACAGAAGGGAUAGAGAGAGAGAGUGUCCUGUAUCAGUUCAAUACGGAACACUUUAGCAAUCCCGUUUGGCAAUCCUAGAUGCAACUACAUUUCAGUGGAGCUACUAAAUGUACAGUUGUUGUGAGGUUUUGUUGCUGAGAUAAAUUCUGUUUAAAUGUAUUUUAAAAUGUCUAUAUAUAUAGUCAGUUUAUACAACUAUUUUUCAAUGCUUUUUCAGUUCUAAAAAAAGAAAGAAACAGAGGCAAACAGCUAGCCUGGUUCUGUCCAGCAUUAACUCUGUGGUGAGCAAUUGCCAGGCAACCAGCAGACACUCAGGAAGUUACUGGUCCAAGUCAAGAAAUAGCUCGGCACAUGACCCCCUGUAAAAUGGCGAAUCGUCGUCGUUAACCUUCGCUUUUUGUACAGAGUAAACAAACGAGAUAUAACAUAUUAAUUAGUGAACUUUAGAGGUGCUGGUACACAGAUUUUGUUACUGCCAGACUGAAAAUGUCAAUAUAUAGUCUGUUUGUAUACAAACACCUAGCACCUACAUCUACCUACCUAAAUAGACUACUGAAUGUAUCCAGUCAGCUUUGUACUGUAUUUAUAACAACAUUAAGAACACAUUUUAGAGGCCAACACUUAUCCAUGCCCUGACCAAUGUGCUACAAAGCCUUAGAAUUACAAAAACAUUUUUUUCCACAGGACAAAAGUAAACUUUUUUCAACAAAAUGUGUGCAAUACUGUAACUGAUGUUUAAUUUUUUUGUAUAUUAGAAUAAAACUACCAUGCUGUCA